CUUUUCUAUAAUCAUGAACGAUCGAAGCGAAUGUUUUGAUGGAGUCUAGGGACUAACAUAGCUCAGUUUUGUGCUGUUUGAUCACACCUGAUGCACCAUCCGAUGUAGUAUUAUGUGCAGUAACAAAUCUGAGACAAAUUUAGUUUGACGAAGCAAGAAAGUGCCAGCUAGCUAAUAUCGUUUGCUGCCGCGGCCUAGCUAACGUUAGCUAGCGCUGGGAAGUUGGGACAAUCCGUUCAUGCAAUGAGCUUACCGUGAGGCACUCUUUUUAACAGCCCUACUCGUAAUUAUUGCAUUAUCUUUGCGGCUAUUAUUAUCUAAGAUUAUCGUACCUUUAAUUGAAGUAAGAUUUUCGAAAAGCGUGAGUACGGCAUCUUGAGACCAAAUUCAGGGAAAGUGGUUAUCCAUGUCCACGAGUUCUUGCAGAUUAAUCCUUUUUAAUAUCAGCAGCAAACAUGUCUUUAGUCGCCUAUGGCAGCAGUGAUGAUAGUGACUCUGAAGAAAACUCUGUCGCGCCGCAGAGCAAAGUCAGCACAGGAGGGCUCUUCUCACUCCUGCCUGCCCCUAAGAUGCCAGCAUCGGCAGGAGGAAACGUUGGGUCAAGAAAGGAGACAAAAGCGAACUGUUCAGCAGGGGACAACACGUCAAACGAUGACCCAGAUCCCCGGCCAUCUAAAGGAGUCUUAUUUUCUAGUCUGCCAAAGCCGAGGAAGCGAACAGAGCCUGUCAAGAUCACGGUACCACAGAUCCAGAGACGGGAUUCAGACUCCGAUGAUGAUGAUGAACCAGCAAAGAAGAAACUACAUCCUCAGGGUUCAGGCCUUUCCUCCCUUCUACCACAACCCAAAAACCUGACCAGGAAGGAGAUCGAUAGACCCCUGAUUCCUUACACACUCACCAAGCGCCAAGAAACCAAAGGGCCCAAGCCUGGAACGCCAGCUCAGGGUCUGCUCGGUUCUAGUGCGUCUCCCUCUGCAAUCAAAGCUGCGGCAAAGUCAGCCGCCCUGCAGCUGGCUAGACAAAUAGCCUCUGACGACCAGGAUAACGAGGAGGAAAUCACCCCACAGAACUACUUUUCUCUGGGUGAGAGCUCCCAGCCUCUCCCUUCAGUCAUCCCAAUCUUAGACCCUGAGCCAUCAGUCCCUGCAGAACCUCUUGCACCUGCACCCGCAACCGCACCCACACCCACACCAGCAGAUGCACCCGCACCUGUAGAUGCAGAUGAACUGGGUCAGUCAGAUGCCCCUCUCGACUUUGGAGGGAACCAUGAGGGACCUGCUGCAUGGGGAGGUCAAUAUCCUCAGUUUGAACAGCCCAUGGCAGGCCCAGAAGCUCUCCCUCAGGGAUAUUAUAAUGAGACAUACUACCAAGAUCCUGAUGCCGGAUCAGCAGAGACUGAAGAGCCUGGCAACUCUGCCAUGUUUGAUGAUGAAGCGUUCAUGCGGCUGCAAGGGAAACGGAAUAGGGGCAAAGAGGAGGUGAAGUUUCUGGAGAUCAAGGGGGACGACCAGCUCAGUGGCAACCAGCAGUGGAUGACCAAGAGCAUGACAGAAGAGAAGCAGGCCCGUCAGUCCUUCAGCAAGAAAAAAGGAGAACAGCCUACAGGACAACAGCGACGCAAGCAUCAGAUAACCUAUCUCAUUCACCAGGCAAAGGAACGUGAGCUGGAGCUGAAGAACAGUUGGGCAGAAAACAAGCUAACCCGCCGGCAGACACAGGCCAAAUAUGGUUUCUAAAUGUCGUACUGUGGACUAUUGGUGCCAUGUGGACACCAUGCAUCAGAAAGUAGAGUAGAGCUUUCCAGAUUUCCCUACACAAUGAGAGAAACUUGUUCGGGAAGAAACUAUACACACACUGUAAUACAGAUUUUCUCUCCUGCCCUCCUGUAUUUGUGUUGAAUUAUAAUCGGUAGUUUUUUUGGUCAACCGUUUCAUAAGGUGUAACUUCUGUAUGGAAAAUCCAGCCACAGACGAUUCCUUUUACAGUAAAUAUAGGCUCUAUACAUACAAAUAAACCUGUGGCAGAGUGACCCUCGAGUGGCCAUUAUAAAUGUUUUCCUUUGAAUGUGUAUGCAUAUUCAUACAGCGAACAUUAAUGUAUUAAUCCUUUAUUUGUUAUUAAUACAGAUGACUCUACAACAGGUUUGGUUCUCUGGCAAUUACACAACUGUUAGUAAAAUGUUGACGCAGAGAAAUGAACCGGAGUCUGUUAAAGCUGUGAGCCAAUACAUAUUUAUAUGUUGAAUCAACAACUUUGUAAUAUAAAAUAAAGGUGAUAUUGGAAUACAUAUGCUGCAGUUGCUCGUAAUCACUCAUUAAAUUAAGGAUGUAAAAGUUG
Etheostoma spectabile (orangethroat darter) is the source of this 2337-nucleotide messenger RNA. It is a transcript of the gene prcc, whose product is annotated as proline rich mitotic checkpoint control factor. Gene Ontology annotation, cellular component: nucleus. The record is from RefSeq and is a predicted model, not a curated record. The transcript has 7 exons. Lineage: Eukaryota; Metazoa; Chordata; Actinopteri; Perciformes; Percidae. The coding region runs from base 456 to 1736 and encodes 426 amino acids.